GCUCAGGACUAACCCAAGACAAGACGUUUCCUUGAAGCAUUUGUCUUCCUUAAAAGCUGUGGCGUCUUUAUCAUCACCCUCAGCUCUACCCAGACCAUUUCUGAGCGGUCCCCGCUAGAGCGAGCGCCUACCACGUGAGGUAGAAAGGCACACCGGCGGCUCUUCAGUUGUUACCCCAGUUUGUUGACGAGAACUGAGUGGGUCGAGCUCCGUAGAAAAAGUUGUCCCACCUCGAGAACACCGUACUCACCCAGUCCCCCCGCCCGGCAGCGCGUGCCCGUCCCUCCCGUGUGCCAUGCGGCGGGCGCCGCGGGGAUGAGACAGCGGACCGCCGGCGGGUAGGAGCGGUAUGAGGGGUAGGGAGGCAGCGGGCCGGGCCUUGCUGGCGCUCGGGCUGGGGCUGCUCCUCCUCCGCGGACACGCGUCGCUCUUCUCGGAGUGGGAGGAAGAGGGGGACGAGGAGGAGGGAGGUCGCGCUAACGACCCAUGUAGCUCAGACAAUGUUGUGAUUGAAGGAGACAUAGCCAUCAGUCCUGAAGAGUUCGUUCACUCCAGUAGUGACCACACCCCUCUCUGGAACGAGGAAAGCGACCGAGACACUUUUGACGGGAAAACUUUCUACAACGAUACGUUGGAUGCUGCGAAGAAGAAGAAAUCUGGAAAGAGGCGCCCCACGCGAGCCGUUAGCAGUCUUCCCGAGCGGCUUUGGCCAAAUGCGACAGUGCCAUAUACCAUCAGUGAGAAGUUUGAUUCGAACUUGAUCCGUCUGAUCCGCCAAGCCAUGGACCACUGGGAACAACACACCUGUAUCAGAUUUACUGAACACAGUGGAGAAAAGGACUAUAUCCACUUUGCCACCGGAAAGUGUGGAUGCUGCUCAUUUGUCGGCCGUCGUGGAAACGGUCGUCAGAAGGUCUCCAUCUCCCCCCACUGUGCGCUGUUCGGCGUGAUUGUCCACGAACUUGGUCAUGUGAUUGGCUUCUGGCAUGAGCACAGCAGGCCUGACAGAGACAAGUACAUCAAGAUUCUGAAAUCGAACAUUCGCAAGGAGAAGCACGAGAACUUUGACCGCAAGUCCGUGUACGAGAUUGACUCUCUGGGUCAGGAGUAUGACUACUACUCCAUCAUGCACUACCCCAAACAGACCUUCAGUAUGAACGGACGGGACACCAUCGUACCUCUACAAGACGGUGUGACUAUUGGACAGCGCGAGCGUCUGAGCCAGGGUGAUGUGAUCCAAGCCAGAGUGCUCUACAACUGUCCCAAGUCCAACUGCAAGCAGAACAUCACCUCCCACAAAGGCACGAUCAAGACCCCGCUCUUCCCAUACAACUACCCGAAGAGGGAGAACUGUGAUUGGACGGUGUGGGCGCCGCCCGGGCAUGGUAUCCGACUGGAGUUUGUGGAGUUCCAGCUGGAAGACUCCAGAAACUGUUCUUUUGACUACCUGGAAAUCUUCCAUGGGACAGACGACGGUGAAGCCAAGUUACAGGGUCGGUACUGCGGCCAUGCUGUCCCGACAGAGGUGUACAGUCUGGGUCCGUUUGUCCAGCUACACUUUCAGAGUGACGAGUCUGUGGUCGGCAGGGGGUUCAAGGUCAACUACACCGUGUAUGAACUUGAUCCCUUCUCAUUCCUGGAGUCAUCAGGACAGAUGUUACACAGUGGCAGUGGAGAUGACCCCAUGAUGAUGGAAAAGGAAAAAUAUCUACCAAGUUGUGGAGGUGUGCUAACAGCCAGGGAAGGGAACAUCACAUCCCCGGGGUACCCUUACAGCUACUACAACGACAUUCAGUGUGCAUGGAUCAUAAAAGGUUCGGAAGGUGAAUCCAUCUCUCUGACGUUCCAUGACAUUAACCUGGACUGUGACAGUGAGUUUAACUACGUCCAAGUCGAGGAGCUUUAUGUGAACAUCACUCAGUACGUCAGCUACCUGCUCAACCACAGUGAUAAUGGAAGCUACGCAGACUGUAACACAACAUGCUCGAUGGUGGUUGGUCGCUACUGCAAGGUGAUGCCGCACGUGAUCGUGACGGAGGUGGACCAGCUGCUGCUGACGUACUCGUCCAACUCCAACAACAUCGGCAGCUUCACGGGAUUCCACGCCUCCUACACAGUAGACCUGGAUGAGUGUGUACAGAACCAGAGCAGUUGUGGUCAGAUGUGCAUCAACAUGCAGCCGGGCUUCCGCUGUGACUGUGAGCGAGGCUACGCGCUAGCGGAGAACGGACGGGACUGCACGCCGAAGGAAAAACAAAUACUGACGGACCCAAACUCAGGCUCCUUCACCAGUCCAGGUUAUCCCAAUGGUUAUGCAGAGGACAUGUCCUGUGUGUGGAAAAUCAGUGUGCCAAGACAUCACAGAAUAAGGUUGAAGUUCAUUGACCUUGAUGUGGAGCCUACUGUGGACUGUGAGUACGAUUAUGUAGCAGUGCAUGAUGGGAGACAUCGUGGCUCUCCUGUGAUUGGUCAGUUCUGUGGACCGGAGCCCCCCAGGGCCAUAACUUCCACAGGGAGACAUUUGCUCAUUAUGUUCCUGACAGACAAGAGUAAGAACGGGCGCGGAUUCCGCGCAGAAUACACCACGAUACUCAAACACAGGGGCUCGCGCUCCCAGAGGUCCAGAUAUAGCGAAUUAUGAUAGAAUGUGGUGUAUAGUGACUCCACUUUUAAUUAUCAUAUGAUAUAAUAUGUAUAUUGGUAUCAAGGAUGGAGCUGUAGCAUGAUAACAUUAAAUCAUUGGGGUCAGAAUUUUUGGUGACACCCCAAAUUAUCAUUGGUAUAUGUCUGCAAUGUUCUUAAAGGUUCUCUUUGUAAGAUUGUUAGGAGUGGAAAGUUAAACACUGAUUCAGAACCAGAUAAGUGUAUGAUAUUGAAAAAGGGUUAAUUUUUAGCAGUUUUACUGAAAAAUUGUGGAAACGGUACAUUUUUUCCUUCAUUUUACAUCUGAACACAUGGUAAGGAUUAUGGCAUAUACUAGUAAUAUUUUUAUGGGUUAAAGUUACACUGAGUGAGGACAAGCUAUUGGAGGGUUUUCUUAUAGACUGAAGAAAUCAGAUUUUGACUUCAGCGAUUUUUCCAUUCAACAUUCAGUUUGUGGAAUUUAAUGUUAAUAAUGUUUUGAAUGCUGAGAUGAUUUAAGUAUUUUAAAAACUUCCCAAAUUGUAUGUAACUUCAAAUAUUGUAUCUUUUUUUGGCAUAUCUAUGACUAAAUUGAAAACCACAAUUAUUUUAAAACCAUCAUUUUUGUUUUUAAGCAUUGCCAAUCGUUUCAAGAAUUUGAAAAUUUUGCUAUAGACCCAACCUUGCCUUGAUAUAAUCUACAAAAAUGUAUCUAGGAUGUUAAUAUUUGUUGACAUUGUCUAUUGUAGGAGUUUUAAUGGCUAUACAAUGAAUCACCUUUAAUAUACAGACUAUAGUUAAAGUGUACUAGUUAGAAUUGCAAACUUUAGGCCACACCAAUUUAAUUUGUUAGUUCUUGGAUCUUUUAAGAAAAAUAUGAAGCGACA
Branchiostoma belcheri (Belcher's lancelet) is the source of this 3509-nucleotide messenger RNA. RefSeq names its product bone morphogenetic protein 1-like. The transcript is spliced from 16 exons. NCBI's taxonomy places the organism in Eukaryota, Metazoa, Chordata, Leptocardii, Amphioxiformes, Branchiostomatidae. Gene Ontology annotation, molecular function: zinc ion binding; calcium ion binding; metalloendopeptidase activity. The coding region runs from base 350 to 2641 and encodes 763 amino acids. Gene Ontology annotation, biological process: proteolysis. The record is from RefSeq and is a predicted model, not a curated record.